Cryptosporidium muris RN66 is the source of this 3942-nucleotide messenger RNA. Its product is annotated as SNF2 family helicase, putative. Gene Ontology annotation, cellular component: nucleus. The transcript has a single exon. Gene Ontology annotation, biological process: positive regulation of transcription by RNA polymerase II. The coding region runs from base 1 to 3942 and encodes 1313 amino acids. Gene Ontology annotation, molecular function: ATP-dependent chromatin remodeler activity; DNA binding; ATP binding. NCBI's taxonomy places the organism in Eukaryota, Apicomplexa, Conoidasida, Eucoccidiorida, Cryptosporidiidae. The record is from RefSeq and is a predicted model, not a curated record.
AUGCAUGAUAAUAUCUCUAUAUUAUGUGAAAGAUCUACAAGAAGGUUUGCUGAAUGUUUAGACUUUUGGAUAAUGCUUCAAAGAAAUAAAGAAAGGUACAGAAUAAAUGAUCCUCCAGAAACACAAAUAAUAAUUAACAGAAUAAAACUAAUAAUUCAAUGUUAUCGUUAUUUUUAUCGAGGAUUUUUACCACCUGAUAAUAUUUUAGGAAAUUUAUUUAGUCUUAUGGAUGAGAAGAUUAUUAGAAAUGGUGAUAUAUUUUUAACAGAAAACUCAUCAGAAAUUAUAAAUACUGAUGAUGAAGAUUUAAUAACAGAUGUUAUUUAUAAAUCAAUAGAUAUAUAUUAUAAUUAUUCAAAAAAUAUAUAUAAAGAAAAAUUACUUUAUAUGGUAGAUAAAAUGAUGUCAAGGAGAAGAUUAAAUACUAAUUCAGGAUAUAGAUUAUUAAAAUUGGUAGCAGAAAUGAAUUGUAUAAGAAUAAAUACUUUAGAUACAAUUGGACCUGUAUUAUCAACAUUAAUAUUAUCUGAUAAAUGGAAUGAAUAUUUAAUUUUUCGUAAUAAGUUAAUUAAUAAAUUAUUAGAUCCAAAUAUAGAUAUUCUAAUAAGGCAGUAUAUAUCCUUACCUGCAGAUGCCUCUAGUAGAGCAUUACAAGAAUCUCGACUUCUUAGUUUUUUACAUUAUCAAAAACAAUUGAGGAAUGAUAUAAAUAAUGAAGCACAAUAUUAUGAUAAUGAAUUUGAAAUAACAAGUAAUGAAAAGGAAAUUGAACCUUUAAAUAAAUAUAUAAUGUUACAAUUUAAUAAACCACAAGUAAAAUUAUUUAAUAAAUUAUUUAAUGGAGUUAAUAAGGAAUUAAAAGAAAUUGAUAAAUAUAAUACAUAUAAUAUAAAUAAGUCAAUAUAUAUGAAUGAAAGAUCUAUAUCAUCUCAGGAAGAUGAUUUUAAAGAUUCAAUUAUAUAUCAUAUAUAUAAUCGAAUUAAAGGUUUUUGGAAAUAUAAGGUAUCUGGAUUACAACAAAGUCGUUUUCAUUUAAUUAUAGAUAAAAUACCUAUAGUUAGGGAUAAUAUUUUUCGUAAUUUAAAGAAGAAGCGUAUAUUAGCAAAACAUUUAGCAACAAGAGCUGCUCAUUAUACAAUAUCAAUACAAAGUCAAAGAAGUGAGGCAAUAGAACGUAGAGAAAGAGAACGUUUACAAUUAUUACGUGAGAAUGAUUUAGAUGCAUAUUUGGAAUUAAUAAAAGAAACUAAAGAUCGUAGAUUACAAGAGUUAAUAAAUCAAACUGAUAGAUUUCUUGUAGAAAUGGGAUUAAGAGUACAAGAACAAAAGUCAGUUAGUGAAGAUAAUAAAGAUAAUUUAUUAGAAUAUACAAAUGAUACAUCUAGUUCGAUAUCACGUGUUUCAUCUUAUUAUAGUAUAGCACAUACAAUAUCAGAAUCUAUAUCAGAAAAUCCAAUGAAACUUUUAGUUGGUGGUGAAUUAUUACCAUAUCAAAUAGUAGGGGUUGAAUGGAUGCUAAGUUUAUAUAAUAAUAAUUUACAUGGAAUAUUAGCUGAUGAGAUGGGAUUAGGUAAGACAAUACAAACAAUUGCUCUUUUAACAUAUUUAUAUGAACAUAAGAAUAAUUAUGGUCCUCAUUUAAUAGUAGUUCCACUUUCUACUUUACCAAAUUGGUUGAAAGAAUUUAAUAUAUGGUCUCCUUCCCUUAAAUUAUUAUGUUUUAAAGGGAACAGAUAUGAGAGGAAGAAUUUAAUAAGAGAAUUAAGAUUAAUGAAAUUUAAUAUAUGUUUAACUACAUUUGAUUUUGUUAUUCGUGAAAAGAACAUAUUACAGACAAUAUCUUGGAAGCAUGUAAUUGUGGAUGAGGGCCAUAGAUUAAAAAAUUCUAAAAGCAAAUUUCAUAUUGUAUUACAUGAUUUUCAAUCUAAAAAUCGUAUUUUAUUAACUGGUACACCCCUACAAAAUAAUAUUAAUGAAUUAUGGUCAUUACUUAAUUUUUUACUACCUAAAGUUUUUCAUUCUGUUGAAGAUUUUGAAAAUUGGUUUAAUAGACCAUUUAGUGAAUUAUCUUCAAGUGAAAAUCAGAUAGAAUUAACAGAGGAAGAGAAAUUAUUUAUAAUAAAUAGAUUACAUUCUAUUUUAAGACCAUUUUUAUUAAGACGUGUAAAAUCUGAUGUAUUACAAGAUUUACCUGAGAAACGUGAAUAUAUUAUUAGAAUGGAAUUAACACCUUGGCAAAGAGUUGUAUAUGGACAGAUUAAACAGAAAGCUGUUCAUUCAAUGGAUAUAUCUAGUGGUAAGAUACAAUAUAGAUCAGUUAGUAACACUAUUAUGCAAUUAAGGAAAAUUGUAAAUCACCCAUAUUUAUUUGUUGAUGAAUACUUUGCUAGAAAUGAUGAUAUAUUUAAAGUUAGUUGUAAAUUUGAAAUAUUAGAUAGGAUGAUUCCAAAAUUAGUGUAUUUUAAGCACAAAGUUUUGAUAUUCUGUCAAAUGACACAACUUAUGGAUAUUUUGGGUGAUUUUUUAGAUUAUCGAGAUAUAUCUUAUUAUAGAUUAGAUGGUACAAUGAAUAUUCAAGAAAGAAAGGAAAAGAUGGAUAUAUUUAAUGAUCCAGAUUCUAAUACAUUUGUAUUUAUGUUAUCAACAAGAGCAGGUGGAUUAGGUCUAAAUUUACAAGCAGCUGAUACUGUUAUAAUAUUUGAUUCUGAUUGGAAUCCACAUCAGGACUUACAAGCACAAAGUAGAGCCCAUAGGAUGGGUCAAAAAAAUGAAGUAAGAGUAUUUAGAUUAGUAUCAAUUAGUGGUGUUGAGGAGCUUGUAUUAAAAAGAGCCCAAAAAAAGCUUGAUAUUGAUCAAAAAAUCAUUCAAGCUGGGAAAUUUAAUUCAACUGAAAUUCCAGAUGAUAGUCAUGAAGAUAGUUUACGUGAAUUAUUUGGUAAGGAAGAAUUUGAUAGUAAUAUUAAGAUAACUACUCCAUCAGAAUUAAAUAGGCUUUUAGCACGUAAUGAGAAGGAACUACAGAAGUAUGAAGAAAUGGAUAAGAAAAUUUUUGGUAAGGAAAUUUAUUUCAAGCUACUAAAUUGGUCAAAAAAAGUAGAGCUUGAAAAGAAUAAUGAGAUUGAGAUAUCAAAUAAAGAAUGUUUAAUGAAAGACAAGAUAGACAUAAAUGAAAAGAAUAAUACACUAGUAGAAUUUGAGCAAAAAAAACCAGAAUCUCCUAAAUUAAGAAAACGUGGUAGAAAACAAAGGAAUUUUGAGAAAAAUGAAUAUCAAGAUUCAAGUUUUAACGAACUUAGUAGCUCUAAAAAGAACAAUAAUAUAGAUACAACAAUAGAUAUAAGUGAGCAUAGUUUACCAUAUAUAUCUUUUAUGGAAGCAGCGAAGAGAAUAAUGCCAAUGGAAGAUAUUCCAACAUGGAUUGUAAAACCUUUAAAUGAGAUCAAUGCAGAAUUAGGUUUUAGCAGUGAAUCAACUAUUUUAAGUAAUAUAUCACGUGAUUCACGUAAGACAAGAUGUAAAUCAAAUAAAAAUUCCUAUAUAGAUGGAGUUAGUGAGCAUGCAUUUCUCAAAAUAGUUGAAGAUUAUGAAGUAGGUAAAAUAAGUGAUAUAAAUGCUGCUUUAGAAGCUGAAUUUAUUAAACAGAAAUCAAUGAAUUUAAAUAGGCCUUAUAAAAGAAAUAAAUACUCAAGUAAUGUAUGUAGUAGUGAUUCUGAUACUGAUUAUUUAGAAAAUGAUGAGACUAAAUACUCUAAAAAAAGGAAUUCAUACAGUAGAAAAAGUACAAGUAAUUCAUAUACAUUAACAAAUAAGGACUAUAUAAGGGAAGAAUUUGGAUCGAAAAAACGAUUUUUAAGAGAAAAUAUGGACUUGAAUGCUAAUUUUAUUGAAAUACCAGUUCAGCCUAAUACCCCUGAACCAGAUACUUAUUUUGAGCUUAGUUAA